CAUCAUGAAGAUACUCAUUUUGAUCACUGUUGUCGCCAUGGCCACCGUGGGCAACGCCGGUUACAGCUGCCCUGAGUUCUGGAACUUAUUCGGAGGGAACUGCUAUCGAUACCGGGGGGAUAGAUUGACAUGGUCGGCUGCUGAAGCCAGAUGCAAUGAGGACUCUACCAUCGCUGGAAUGGGACAUCUAGCUUCGAUCCAUAGCCUUGCAGAGAACCGCUUCGUUUAUGAGAUGUUCAAAUCAAGCGUGUCCAUAAACGACAUUCCAGAUUGGGUGUAUAGCGUAGCAGACCGCAAUCCAUUAUACGGGAUAUGGACCGGACUUCACCAGGCUGUGGCUGACGGCCCCUGGAAGAACUCUGACGGUACCGACCAGGGUGAUUUCUUCAAAUGGAUGCGUGCAGAAGAACCCAACAACGACUACUACGGAGGUGAAGAGGUGGAAGAUUGCGUCCAUAUCUUUCGCUAUAACGAUGCCUCAGACAUUCAACAAGGAUGGAAUGACAUAUACUGCAACGAAGUGAUGUCCUUCGUCUGCAAGAUGCCAGCGGACAUGGAGUCUUGCGAGUAAUAAGUGGUCCACAUUUUCGACCACUUGCCUGACUAACGUCAACCAAUCAUCAAUAU
This is a messenger RNA of Strongylocentrotus purpuratus (purple sea urchin), 627 nucleotides long. RefSeq names its product echinoidin-like. The transcript has 2 exons. Gene Ontology annotation, molecular function: signaling receptor activity. The record is from RefSeq and is a predicted model, not a curated record. NCBI's taxonomy places the organism in Eukaryota, Metazoa, Echinodermata, Echinoidea, Camarodonta, Strongylocentrotidae. Bases 5 to 571 code for a protein of 188 amino acids.